AUGCCAAUUUAUAAUGAAGUUUGGGAGGAGGAAGGUAUACUCACUGAUAUCCUGUAGAUUUCAUGUUUAGAAACAUGAUCAAUCUUUAAACUUUGACCAAGAAUCACGUUAAGUUAUUGGACAAUCUGAAAUUUGAGUUUGUUGAAUACAAAGUAAUCUCAAUACUAAUUGAAUAUUAAAGGCAAAUCAAUUGUUGGCUUGUCAUCUUUAUGAUAGAAUGGCACAGCAUUGCAAGAAUCAAUUUGGUCUGUUUGAGGAUUCCUAUGUACCAGAAUGUCUAGAUGCCAGAAAUUACUUUUAGUUGUGUGUAAGAAUGAAUGCAUCUUAUGGAUUGGCUAAAAAGUAUUUCCCAGAGUAAAUAGCUUUCAAUUUAAACAUAGAUACUUCUUAACCAAUGAAUAUUCUAGACCAAAUCCAAACUUUAAGGAAUUAGGACUUUGAAUUAUUUAUUAAGC
This is a messenger RNA of Paramecium octaurelia, 455 nucleotides long. The record is from the annotation of a GenBank genome assembly. NCBI's taxonomy places the organism in Eukaryota, Ciliophora, Oligohymenophorea, Peniculida, Parameciidae.